AUGAAAUUUCCAAUCGAGACGCCAAGAAAGCAGGUGAACUGGGAUCCUAAAGUGGCCGUGCCUGCAGCAGCUCCACCAGUGUGCCAGCCCAAGAGUGCCACUAACGGACACCAUCCGGUUCCCCGCCUCUCCAUUUCCUCCCGAGCCACGGUGGUAGCCAGGAUGGAAGGAGCCUCCCAGGGAGGCCUGCAAACAGUUAUGAAGUGGAAAACAGUGGUUGCCAUCUUUGUGGUGGUGGUGGUCUACCUCGUCACAGGUGGCCUUGUCUUCCGGGCAUUGGAGCAACCCUUUGAGAGCAGUCAGAAGAACACCAUCGCCUUGGAGAAGGCAGAAUUCUUGAGAGAUCACAUCUGUGUGAGCCCGCAGGAGCUGGAGACAUUGAUCCAGCAUGCGCUCGAUGCUGACAAUGCAGGAGUCAGCCCGGUAGGAAACUCUUCCAACAGCAGCAGCCACUGGGACCUCGGAAGUGCCUUUUUCUUUGCUGGAACUGUCAUCACGACCAUAGGGUAUGGGAACAUUGCUCCAAGCACUGAAGGAGGCAAAAUCUUUUGUAUUUUAUAUGCCAUCUUUGGGAUUCCGCUCUUUGGUUUCUUAUUGGCUGGAAUUGGAGACCAACUUGGAACCAUCUUUGGCAAAAGCAUUGCAAGAGUGGAAAAGGUUUUCCGAAAGAAGCAAGUGAGUCAGACCAAGAUCCGGGUCAUCUCAACUAUUCUGUUCAUCUUGGCUGGCUGCAUCGUGUUUGUGACAAUCCCUGCUGUCAUUUUUAAAUACAUCGAGGGCUGGACAGCCUUGGAGUCCAUUUACUUCGUGGUGGUCACUCUGACUACAGUAGGCUUUGGUGACUUUGUGGCAGGGGGAAAUGCUGGCAUCAACUACCGAGAGUGGUACAAGCCGUUGGUGUGGUUUUGGAUCCUUGUUGGCCUUGCCUACUUCGCAGCUGUCCUUAGUAUGAUCGGAGACUGGCUGCGCGUUUUAUCCAAAAAGACGAAAGAAGAGGUGGGUGAGAUCAAAGCCCAUGCAGCCGAGUGGAAAGCUAACGUCACCGCCGAGUUCCGGGAGACCAGAAGGCGACUCAGCGUUGAGAUCCACGACAAGCUGCAGCGAGCAGCCACCAUCCGCAGUAUGGAGCGCCGGAGGCUGGGCUUGGAUCAGAGGGCCCACUCUCUGGACAUGCUAUCCCCAGAGAAGCGUUCUGUCUUUGCAGCCCUGGAUACAGGACGUUUCAAGGCUUCAUCCCAGGAAAGCAUCAACAACCGACCCAACAACCUGCGCCUUAAGGGGUCAGAACAGCUCAACAAGCAUGGGCAAGGCGCUUCUGAGGACAACAUCAUCAACAAGUUUGGGUCCACCUCCAAACUCACCAAGAGGAAAAACAAAGAUCUCAAAAAGACCUUACCAGAGGAUGUUCAGAAAAUCUAUAAGACCUUCCGGAAUUACUCUCUGGAUGAAGAGAAGAAAGAGGAGGAGACAGAAAAGAUGUGUAACUCAGACAACUCCAGCACAGCCAUGCUGACGGAGUGUAUACAGCAGCAAGCUGAGACGGAGAAUGGAAUGGUACCCACGGACACCAAAGACCAGGGGCUGGAGAACAACUCAUUACUUCAAGACAGAGAGUAA
This is a messenger RNA of Arvicola amphibius (Eurasian water vole), 1617 nucleotides long. RefSeq names its product potassium two pore domain channel subfamily K member 10 (gene Kcnk10). The record is from RefSeq and is a predicted model, not a curated record. Gene Ontology annotation, biological process: potassium ion transmembrane transport; stabilization of membrane potential. NCBI's taxonomy places the organism in Eukaryota, Metazoa, Chordata, Mammalia, Rodentia, Cricetidae. The transcript is spliced from 7 exons. Gene Ontology annotation, molecular function: potassium ion leak channel activity. Gene Ontology annotation, cellular component: membrane. Bases 1 to 1617 code for a protein of 538 amino acids.